GUUGACGCUGGCGGUCAGUCCGGUCUGGGUCGUGUUGAGGCCGCUUCGUGUCUUCGCUGUGGCGGAGACUUAAGAUGCGGAGCGGAACCGGAGCCCGUAACCCGGAUCAGUCCAGAACCAGAACCAGACUAGCGGACCCCUCCGACCCGGCACGCCUCGGCCCGCAGACAGCAUGAGCGCAGCGGCGGCGGCAGCAGCAGCAGCAGCAGCGGGAGCGGAGAACUCAAACAGCCGCUGACAGACGCAGCUAGCCGGGCAGCUAACGGCGCAAUGACCGCCGACGGAAGCGGAACGAUCCGCAGCCGCAUCAAGAACCUGCUGCGAUCCCCGUCCAUCAAACUGAGGAGGAGGAGCGCCACCGCGCGGCAAAAACACGACCUCAGCGACAAGGUGACGUUGGAGAAGGUUCUGGGGAUCACGGCUCCAGGGAACCGAGCACUGGCCUGCGACCCCCGAACUGGAUUGUUGGCUUAUCCUGCCGGGUGUGUCGUUGUCCUGUUGAAUCCUCGGAAGAACAAACAGCAUCACAUCUUUAACAGCUCCAGGAAGGCGAUCACCACGCUAGCGUUUUCUCCAGAUGGGAAAUACGUGGUCACAGGAGAGAGCGGCCACAUGCCGGCGGUUCGCGUCUGGGAGGUGUCGGAGCGUCUGCAAGUUGCUGAGUUGCAGGAACAUAAAUAUGGUGUUGCCUGUGUGGCGUUUUCUCCCAAUGGGAAGUACAUCGUCAGCGUGGGCUACCAACACGACAUGAUGGUUAACGUCUGGAACUGGAAGAAAAACGUGGUGGUCGCAGCCAAUAAGGUCUCUAGUAAGGUGACAGCCGUCUCCUUCUCAGAUGACAGCUCAUACUUCGUCACCGCCGGCAACCGCCAUGUCAAGUUCUGGUACCUGGACCACGGCAAGACCUCCAAGGUAAACGCCACUGUCCCUCUGCUGGGGCGUUCGGGGCUGCUGGGAGAGCUCCGGAAUAACUUCUUCAGUGAUGUGGCGUGUGGACGGGGUCGACAGGCCUCUUCUACUUUCUGCAUCACGUCCUCCGGUCUGCUGUGUGAGUUCAACGACCGCCGACUGCUCGACAAGUGGGUGGAGCUACGGAGAGUCGACUCCGCCUUCACGUCUCAGGCCACCUGUCUGUCCGUCACAGAUGAGUUGAUCUUCUGUGGUUGUUCUGACGGGACAGUUCGAGCUUUCAGCCCCGUCAACCUGCACUUCCUGUGCACUCUGCCCCGCCCACACUGUCUGGGGGCCGACGUUGCCAGUAUGGUGGACGCCAGUCAGCUGUUCUCCUGCAGACCGGAAGCUCGUUACCCAGACACAGUGGCGGUGACCUACGACCCCGCCAACCGCUGGCUGUCGUGCGUCUACAACGACCACAGUGUUUACGUGUGGGACGUCCGAGACCUCCGCGACCCCCGCAGGGCGGGAAAGCUGUACUCUGCCCUCUACCACUCAUCCUGUGUGUGGAGCCUGGAGGUCUACCCAGAGUGGAGAGCAGGAGGAAGAGGAGCAGGAGGAGGUGCGGUGCAUCUCCCUCCUGGAUCGUUCCUGUCCUGCUCCUCAGAUAACACCAUCCGACUGUGGAACAUCGAUGGCCACAACGUUGUCAACAGGAACAUCCUGAGCCACGACCUGCAGAAGGUUAUUUACGUGGACGACAACAUAACCAGCCUCCUGGAUACGGAGAGCGCCAACACAGAGAAGGCGGGGUCAUCGGGCUCAGAGGGGCAGCAGGCGGACCAGAGCAGGGCGGGCAUUAGGACCCUGAGAGUCAGUCCUGAUGGACAGCACCUGGCCUCUGGUGACCGCAUGGGAGUCCUCAGGAUCCAUGAGCUGGACAGUAUGGAGGAGAUCAUGAAUGUUCAGGCUCACGACUCAGAGAUCCUCUGCCUCGAGUUCUCCAAACCAGAUACUGGUCUCCAGUUAUUAGCCACGGCCAGUCGGGAUCGUCUGAUCCACGUCCUGGAUGCGGGCCGAGACUACAGUCUGGUCCAGACUCUGGAUGAACACUCGUCGUCCAUCACUGCCGUCCGAUUCGCUGCCAAUGAGGGCAAAGUGAGGAUGAUCAGCUGUGGAGCCGAUAAGAGCGUUUACUUCCGAACCGCUCAGCAGACGGAGGAAGGGUUGGUGUUCACUCGGACACACCAUGUGGUGAGGAAGACAACGCUGUAUGAUAUGGAUGUGGAACCAACCAGGAAGUACGCAGCAGUGGGCUGUCAGGACCGCAGCAUCAGGAUCUUUAACAUCAGUAAUGGGAAACAGAAGAAGUUGUAUAAAGGCUCUCAGGGUGAAGACGGGACUCUCAUUAAGGUGCAGAUCGACCCGUCAGGUCUCUAUAUCGCUGCCUCCUGUUCAGAUAAGAACAUCAGUAUAUUCGACUUCUACUCUGGAGAAUGUGUGGCCACGAUGUUCGGACACUCUGAGAUAGUAACAGGUGUGAGGUUCAGCAGUGACUGCAGACACCUGAUCACAGUGUCUGGAGACAGCUGUAUCUUCGUGUGGCGUCUCAGUCCAGAAUUGACCAUCAGGAUGAGGCAGCGACUUGCUGACCUCCAACCUCCCAGCAGCGCUCAGAACUCCCAGAAUGCACCUCAACAAAAAGUAGUAACCCUCAGCAGCAGCGAAGCCCCUCGAGUCGUCACCAUGUCGUCUGAUAGUGACAAGGAAGAGGAAGAGGAGGAGGAGGAGCUCAGCUGUCCUUAUAUGGCCACAGUAGGAAGCCUGGUGGAAGAGACAGAAUCGCCUGAAGACAAGUUCAACUCUCUGGACGGCAGCAGGAAGGCUCCUCGCCGUCGCUGGUCCAGGAGGACAGGCAGCACGGAGGACGGUGUUCUGAUGGUGAAGUCCAUGCUGGACCUGAGACUGCUGGACUCGUUCUGCCCUGACAGACAAGAGGAGGCGGAGCCAGAGGAGAUAAAGAACCGCCCCCUCGAUGUUAGUACCUCCCCUUGCAGCCCGAGGAGGAGGGGACCUGGUGUGGAGGCAGGGCUUCACAGGAUCAAUCAGGACCUGGGGAGCACCGUCAGUCUGCAGGUCACCACUGCGCUGAGGGAUGACGAGGCGAGGACCAAUCAGAGGCCAGACUUCAUACAGCUGUCCAAUCAGAGCCCAGACAGGGAGGAGCUGGUGCUGUAUCCUGACCAAUGGGAGGACAGAGUGAGCCUGGCGGGAAGUGAGUUCCAGGUGAAGGAGGCGUGUCCUGUUGCUGCAGGUGGACGUCAGGAAAAACCCAGUCCUGACAGCGGCUGCUCACUUGGAUUCAACUCCAGCCUGUCCAGUCCAGUCAAAUGUGCAAGAGACGACUCAGAGCCCACAGAGCCUCUGGAUGGAAACUGCUCUGAGCUGGAGGAAGAUGAGGACGAGGGAGGAAGAGAAGGAGGAGAGGUCAAGGCCUCUCAGGUCAUCCCUCAGACUCCAGACCAGGAAGCUUUCCUGAAGGAACACUUUGUCACACUGGCUGACCUCUCAGGUUCAGGAAGUCCAAGUAGAGCGUCUCACAGCUCCAGUGAGAGUCUCAGCAUCUCCUCCAGGUUCCUGUCCCAGAAUGCAACAGGAAGUCGGACUGUGAUUCCUCUUCCAUCUCGGUCCACCAGAGGAGGAGGAGGGGAGGUGAAGGCCCGUCCUCUGGUCUCAGAGGUCCGCCCUCUGAUGGAGCAGAACCAGAACCGGACCCAAGACAGGAGGGUGUCAUGGAACCAGGACCCAACCCAGAACCAGACCCCCUCACUUCAGGACCAGGUACAGUCCCAGAACAGGACCAACCAGGACCAAACACAGCCUCUUCAGGUUGAGAACCAAAGCCAGCAGGGUACACAUGAGCUCCAGAGACAGUUGGAGGAGGACGAGACCUCCUCAGCUCAGCAGGCCCACCAGCCCUCCCCACUGAAGAAGAAGGUCCAAACCACGGUGGAGUCCAGGAGGAACCUGGGCCCAACAGCCCGGGCUGCCGCCUCCCAUCUGAACUCUUCCUCUGGACUUCGGAAGGCUCAGUCAGUCCAGAAUCUGCUGGCCGACGCAGGUGACUCCUCUCUCUCUCAGUUGAUCUCUCGUCCGUCCAGGGAGGUUCCCCCUCAGAUGCUCCUCCCCCCGCAGCGUCCAACCACACUGCCUUCUUCCCCCAGGCGGCCACCAUCAAUAGCCCCACCCCUUCAGAGACCCAGCCCCGCCUCCCCCAGGUCCCCCCAGCAGGAGACAGCGAUUGCAGCUGCCGUCACCACCCCGAGGAAGUCGUCCUCCUCCUCCUCCUCCUCCUCCACUCCGUUGGCACCGCGCUCCUACAUGAGCCCCACCGCCAGCUCCAUGGCCAAGAUGUCGCGCUCCGUCUCCGUGGGCGACGGCCUCAACAUCUCUGAACCUGCCGAUGAUCCCUCAGUGACAUCGUCAGCGGCGGCGGUAACCUCCUCCUCUCAGGUCAAAGAGACUCCACCUCCUCUUGUUGCCGUGGUGCCCUCAAACGCAGCUCUGGCCACGCCUCUGCAUGCUGCCGUUGUCCCGGUCGUUGUCGCCUCCUCCUCUUCUUCUUCUUUGGGUAACCAUGGUAACCAGGUGGCCCCUCCCCCCCGUGGUCUCCAGGCUCGCGUCCCCGGAAGCAGCAGGCCGCUCCCCGACAAGCCCUCCCUCGCCUCCUUCUCGCCAGCACCCUCCUCCUCGUCUUCCUCACCGCGGCCUCCCCCGGUCUCCAUCUCCCCGCUGACUCCCCCUCGCCAGGAGGAGGAGCCUCAGACCGCGGAGCAGAGAGACAACGCAGGUUUGGACUCUCCUCCUCUUCAUCCUCUUCAUCUUCUUCAUCCCUUCAUCCUGUCAUCUCUCCGUCGGGGCUCCGCCUCUCACUCUGUCCUGACGGACCAGCCAAUCAGCGUGGAGACAUGCAGAGCUCUGACCAAUGAGCUGCAGAGCUGUUUCAAGAGAGCAACACACCUGUACAGGAAGGUGAGUGGCUCAUCCACCGAUGACUCCGCCCCCGACCAGCGUCAGAUGGCCGUUGUCCUAUCAGAGGCCUUCAGGGCCAUGAGGGCGGAGCUCGACUGCCUGCCGCUCGGAGUGCCGAGCAUGCUGGGAGUGGAGCAGGGGUUGGGGGAGUGGGGGGAGGUGAAGACGGCGGCGCUGCUGGAGGAGUACUCUUUGCUCCUCCUGCAGGCGGUUCACAGGAGGAUCAAUAUAGACAACGCAGAGUAGACGCUACAACAAUCCUCCUCUUCCUCAGCUCCUCCUCAGCUCCUCCUCCUCGGCUCUUCCUCCUUGGCUCUUCCUCCUCUCCUCCUCCUCCUCGGCUCUUCCUCCUUGGCUCUUCCUCCUCUCCUCCUCCUCCUCCUCAGAUGAAGGACCUGAAGCCAUUUUGAUUUAGAUUCUUUUAUUAUUUUUUAUGCAAGGAUCUUAAACAACUCUUUUUACGGAGUUGUUUUUUAAAGAUGUUUUUCUUACAGUUUUUUCAUUCCCUGAAGUUGUCGGAUCGUUUGGAUUAUUGAUCUUUGAUUAUUGAUCUUUGAUUAUUGUUGUUAACAUUAGACUGUAGAGACUUCACCAACAGCAAUAUGAGAUGUUUGAUGUACAUUUUCUUUCCUGAGUUCACUUGAAUCUGAAAGGUCACGGUGAGUUUGAGUGUUUGUAUUUAUUGUCCGACUACUGAGCGACUGUCUACAUGCCGACCUCCAUGUUUUUCUAAAAUCAUGGAUUUGAAGUCUUAAUGUACAUUUUUAGAAUUGUCAUUAGAGAAACACUUCUAGGGGGUUGUUGGGUAGAAAUCUGAUUGUUUCUAACAGUUUGUUGUAACACCCACUUUCUCACAAACAAUUGGCUCAAAGUUCACUUUCGAAUCUUUUCAUAUUUUUGCUCAAAUUAAUAAAAAUUUUAGACUGAUUUUGAGUUCGGAGGUUUUUACGAGAACUUUGUCUUCCAGACUCAGAAACUGUUUGAUGAAUUUUCUUUUCCAGCUUUGAAAAAUAAAAUAAAUCACUGACAUGAACAAA
Dicentrarchus labrax (European seabass) is the source of this 5963-nucleotide messenger RNA. Its product is annotated as mitogen-activated protein kinase-binding protein 1. The record is from RefSeq and is a predicted model, not a curated record. Bases 271 to 5172 code for a protein of 1633 amino acids. Lineage: Eukaryota; Metazoa; Chordata; Actinopteri; Moronidae. The transcript is spliced from 32 exons. Gene Ontology annotation, molecular function: protein binding.